Glarea lozoyensis ATCC 20868 is the source of this 1071-nucleotide messenger RNA. RefSeq names its product phosphatidylserine decarboxylase. Gene Ontology annotation, molecular function: phosphatidylserine decarboxylase activity. Gene Ontology annotation, biological process: phospholipid biosynthetic process. The record is from RefSeq and is a predicted model, not a curated record. Lineage: Eukaryota; Fungi; Ascomycota; Leotiomycetes; Helotiales; Helotiaceae. The transcript is spliced from 3 exons. Bases 1 to 1071 code for a protein of 356 amino acids.
AUGUUCGGCUGGCUACACGCAAUUCUGGACUGGAUUCUCUUCCACUUGAAGCUUAUACCAAAUCGACAAGUAGGAUGGAAAUCACUCAACCGAAAAACCGGCCAGCUCGAACGUGAGCAAGAGCCGGUCCUCAAAAAGCUCAAACUCCUCGCUCUUUUCAAUCCCCUCACAGAAUGGCUGGAUACAACACACGCCAUGCGUCUUUACAUUCACAACAAGAGCAUCAAGGAGGGCAAAGAGGAAGCAAUGCCAGCCUCGCACGACCGUAUCAAGGCUUUUGUCGAAUUCUACAACAUCAACAUGGAUGAUUUCGAGCCUUCAGAUCUGGAGAAGUACCGCACAUUUGAAGACUUCUUCGUGAGGCGGCAUAAGGAUGGUACACGACCGAUUCAUGAAAAGAAUGAUCCGAAGAAAGCGAUCGUGUGUUGCGACUGUCGUGUUGUAACAUAUGACACCGUACCUCAAGCCAAAAAGCUAUGGAUCAAAGGCACCGAUUUUAGCAUUACGAAUCUUAUUAUGGAUGUCAACCUUGGCGCUAAAUUUGACGAUGGAUCCGUUGCUAGCUUCAGACUUAGUCCACAAGAUUACCAUCGAUAUCACAGCCCCGUGACCGGCACGAUCAAAGAAUUUAAAAGUUUGCCUGGCGAUUACUACGAGGUAGAUCCCAUCGCCCUUCGGAGCCGUGUGAAUAUCCUCACUUCGAAUGCUCGAGACUAUGUUUUGAUAGAUACUGCCGAAUUCGGCGAAGUUCUUUUCGUAGCUAUCGGAGCGACGGAUGUCGGGACUGUCUACAUCCACGAAAAGUACCGCACUCCCGGUGCAGAAAUCACCAAGGGCGACGAACUCGGCAUCUUCCAAUUCGGCGGCUCAUCCAUCAUCGUUGCCUUCCAGAAAGAUCGUAUCAAAUUCGACGACGACCUCCGUGACUGCAGCAAUGCCUGUAUCCAAGUCUCAGUUGAAGUCGGAAUGAGUCUGGGUGAGGCAACGUCCUCGAGCCAUGCCGACGUAAAUGGUGGUGACACCAUAUCAGAGGAGGAUCAUCGCAGCUUUGCGGAUGUUGUGAAAGAGUAA